Molecule: messenger RNA, 5924 nt
Organism: Mizuhopecten yessoensis (Yesso scallop)
Lineage: Eukaryota; Metazoa; Mollusca; Bivalvia; Pectinida; Pectinidae
Product: zinc finger protein 721-like
Exons: 6
Coding region: 342-4397 (1351 amino acids)
Biological process (GO): negative regulation of DNA-templated transcription
Cellular component (GO): nucleus
Molecular function (GO): RNA polymerase II transcription regulatory region sequence-specific DNA binding; DNA-binding transcription factor activity
Source: RefSeq, a predicted model, not a curated record
UACAACAUCUGAAAAGUGAGGCGAAGGUAUGUCUGUCGAAUCGUAAUUUGGUCGUUGUUGAGACGGAGUUAAACACCAGAAGACAGAAACAUAACUGGACGUUUAAAGUGGAUACAACACUGCGUUUGCGCUUAAAAAUCAUCCCAAUAUCGAGAUAUCAUCAAUAUGAUUCUAUGUAGAUCAGAUGGGCUGCGAUAUUUGCUGGUGGGGACAUUUACCUUUGACUGUGAUGUCCAACUGUAAAACCAUGAUGGGGGAAAAAUAACUGGAAACUGAAAAUUUCCUCUGGGGCAACGCUCUUGAAGCGCUGCAUCAGGACACAUACAGGCCAGGAACCAAACAUGUACACGUGUGAUGUCUGUGAUAAAGAGUUUAGUGACUCCUCUCAGCUAGAGGUACACACCAGGACACAUACAGGCCAGGAACCAAACAUGUACACAUGUGAUGUCUGUGAUAAAGUGUUUAGCGACUCCUUUCAGUUAGAGGUACACACCAGGACACAUACACUUGAUACCGGCGAGGAACCAAACAUGUACAUGUUUAGCGUGAAUGACGAAGAGUUUAGCAACUACUCCGAGUCACACAUUAUGACCCACACACAGGUGAGAAACGUGGAUGACGAGGAUGACAAUGCGCUAAGCCCUUUCAUAGACAAGGAAAGACACAUCAGUACUCAUACAGAAACAAGGUCACCUAUCGGUGAUGCCUCCUCUAGCGGGUUUACUCAGUCUGCCAGCCUCAAUCAGACUUGGCUAUCCAUACAUACAGAAGAUCUCCAUAAACAUAACGAGGGCAAGUGCUAUACAUGUGAGACCUGUGGAAGGACGUUUAGUCGCCCAUCUCGUCUACAGACGCAUAUCAAUAUACAUACUGGAGAAAAACCUUUCAGGUGUGAUGUCUGUGGUAACGGAUUUAUCCGGAGAUUUGACCUCCAGGCCCAUCUCUUGGUACAUACAGGAGAGAAGCCAUGCACCUGUGCUAUAUGUGGUAAGGUGUUUGGUCGAACGUCUGACAUAAAGAGACAUCUCCAAAUACAUACGGGAGAGAAGCCACACAAGUGUGACGUCUGCGACAAGGAGUUUUGUCGUGCGUCGUCGUUACAGAGACAUCAAAGGACACAUACAGGAGAGAAACCAUACAAGUGUGACGUCUGCGAAAAGGAAUUUUGUCAGGCAUAUAAUUUACAGACUCACCUAAGGACACAUACAGGGGAGAAACCAUACAAGUGUGAUGUGUGUGGUAAGGGAUUUGGUCUUAAAUCCAACCUACAAGCACACCUGACGAUACAUACGGGAGAGAAACCACACAAGUGUGACUUCUGUGGUAAGGAAUUUAGCCAAAAAUCUCUGUUAAAUAUACACCUAAGGACACAUACAGGGGAGAAGCCAUACAAGUGUGAUAUCUGUGGUAAGGGGUUUUGUCAGACCUCUAUAUUACAGAGACACCUCAGCACACAUUCAAAGGAGGCGCCCUACAAGUGUGGUGUCUGUGGUAAAGAGUUCAGGCAGGCGUUUAACCUACAGAGACAUCUCGGAACACAUACAAGGGAGAAACCACACAAGUGUGAUGUCUGUGGUAAGGGGUUUAGUCGGACAUAUACGCUGAAGAGACAUUUUGAUAGUACUCAUUCAGCAGAAUUGUUAACUUCAGUGUUAAAUCUGGGGCUGAAGGGCAAGGUGAGGAUCAUUAUACUCAGGGCUGAUCCACAGGGGGUUGAAGGGCAGGGAAAGCUUAACGAUUCCUAUAUCAGUAUGCAUGCAGCAGAACCAAAUGUGCCUGGUGACAUUGGUCUUGGCCAAUCAGCUGACAUUAACAAACCUGAAGAAAAGCCAACUGUUGUUGAUGUCUCUUGUAGAGAGUUAGAUCAGUCUGACGACGGUAUACAAAAACAACCGACAUUCAAAUGCGAUGUUUGUGGAAAUGAGUACAGUGCCGCAUCCAGGCUUCAGAAACAUCUCAAGAAACAUACUGCAGGGUACAAACCCUUUACUUGUGAAAUAUGUGGUUGGAAGUUUAGUCGGGCCUAUCAUCUCAAAACACACAGCAGUAUACAUACAGGAGAGAAACCAUUUAAAUGUGAUAUAUGUGGUAAAGAUUUCAGACAAGCUUUUCAUUUACAAAUGCAUAUCAGGACACAUACAGGAGAGAAGCCAUACACCUGUGAUUUCUGUGGGAAAAGGUUUAGUAGUACAUCAGAUCAAAAGAAACACCUCAGGACACAUGCCGGAGAAGAACAAAAUAUGUUCAAACCAGAAAUUUGUGUUAAAGAAGUUAGUGAUUCACCUCAGACGGAGGUUCGCGUUAGAACAUGUAUAAGCAAGAGUCCAAGGAUGUCUGAAGUGUACAAUACAGGGUUUCACCAAUCAACUGACAUGAAAAGGCCAACAAAGAGUCAAACCAGAGAAAAGCAAACUGUUGUUGAUGUCUCUUGUAGGGAGUUAAAUCAGGCAGAGGAAAUAAAAAUACAACUGCCAUUCAAAUGUGAUGUUUGUGGAAAUGAGUACAGUGCCUCAUCUAGGCUGCAGAAACAUCUUAAGAAACAUACUGCAGGGUACAAACCCUUUACCUGUGAAAUCUGUGGUUGGAAGUUUAGUCGGGCCUAUCAUCUCAAAACACACAGCAGUAUACAUACAGGAGAGAAACCAUUUAAAUGUGGUGUGUGCGGUAAAGAUUUCAGACAGGCUUUUCAUCUUCAGGUUCAUAUCAGGACACAUACAGGAGAGAAGCCAUACACGUGUGAUUUCUGUGGGAAAGGGUUUAAUAAUACAUCAGAUCAAAAGAGACACCUUAGAGUUCAUACAGGAGAGAAACCGUUUAAUUGUGAUAUUUGUGGUAAGGGUUUCAGUGUAUCAAUAAGUCUCCAGGCUCAUCUACAGAAGCAUAUGGGGGAAAAGCCACAUAAGUGUGAUAUAUGUGGCAAGGCCUUUAGUGUCUCAGCCUACCUACAGGCACACCUUAAGAUUCAUACAGGCAUGGAACCAAACAAUUACACAGAUAAUGCGGGUAACUGUGAGUUUAAUGACUCCUCUCAACUAGACAUGUACACCAGGACUCAUACAGGCCAGGAACCAAACAUUUACACGUGUGAUGUCUGUGAUAAAGAGAUUAGUGACUCCUCUCAGCUAGAGGUACACACCAGGACACAUACAGGCCAGGAACCAAACUUUUACACCUGUGAUGUCUGUGAUAAAGAGUUUAGUGACUUAUCUCGGCUUGAGGUACACACCAAAACACACAAAGACGAGGAACCAAACAUUUACACGCGUGAUGUCUGUGAUAAAGAGUUUAGUAACUUCUCUCAGCUAGAGGUACACACCAAAACACAUGGCGUGGAACCAAACUUGAAUACUUAUGAAGUCUGUGAUCAAGAGUUUAGCGACUCGCCUCAGCUAGACAUGUACACCUGUGAUGAAGAAUCCAGUGACCUGUCUGGACUACAGGUACACGUCAGCACCCAUAAAGACAGGGGACCAACCAUGUCUCAGUUCUGUAACCAAUCAAUUUACUCGGAAGUACCGACGUGGUGUCAAGCUGGAGUAAACGGCACUGUUUCCGGUGUCUGUGUCAGUGAGUUUGAUCAAUCCGAGGCUAUACAAAAACAACCGACAUUCAAAUGCGAUGUUUGUGGAAAUGAGUACAGUGCCGCAUCUAGGCUUCAAAAACAUCUCAGGAAACAUACUGCAGGGUACAAACCCUUUACCUGUGAAAUCUGUGGUUGGAAGUUUAGUCGGGCCUAUCAUCUCAAAACACACAGCAGUAUACAUACAGGAGAGAAACCAUUUAAAUGUGGUGUGUGCGGUAAAGAUUUCAGACAGGCUUUUCAUCUUCAGGUUCAUAUCAGGACACAUACAGGAGAGAAGCCAUACACGUGUGAUUUCUGUGGGAAAGGGUUUAAUAAUACAUCAGAUCAAAAGAAACACCUCAGAGUUCAUACAGGAGAGAAGCCGUUUAAUUGUGAUAUUUGUGGUAAGGGUUUUAGUGUAUCAGUGAGCCUACAGACGCAUCUCAAAAUACAUACAGGAGAGACGCCAUACAAGUGUGAUGUCUGUGGUAAGGGGUUCAGUAUCUCGGCUAACUUACAGACACACCUCAAGACACACACAGGAGAGAAACCGUUCAAAUGUGAUGUCUGUGGCAAGGGAUUUAUUCGAGCGUCUUCCCUGCGGAGGCACCUCCUUACCCAUACAGGGGAGAAUCCUUUUGAGUGUAAAAUAUGCGGUGAGGGUUUUAAUAAGACAUAUGACCAAAGGAGACAUCUACAGAUGCACAAAAGAGAGAAGCCAUUUAUGUGUGAAGUCUGCGGUAAGGGAUAUGUUCAUGAAUCUAGCUUCAGAAAACAUAUUGGGACACAUAGAAUGGAGAACGUAUACAAUAGUGAUAGUAGAGACGUCUCAUAAGCAGGAACUGACGUCAUUAGGAACUCUACCUUAUUAAUACAUAUAUAUGUAGCGGUAAAAAGUUUUAAACGUCCAUGUGAUGGUAAAAAAUAUAUAUAAAAUAUAACACUAUAAACAAAAGACUAAAUUUCGCUUGCACUCUCGCCCAUUUUGGGGCUCUUCAGGCAAUUUGAAUUUAGUGGCACAUGUAAAAUCUGUUCUUAAAUUCAUACUGUAUCUUGCCAUUUCAUUCUCAUCUCUACUCUGCAAAAAAAGAAAUCUUGACGCUUCCUCGCUGAUUACCUCUAAAUCGGUGAAAAUAGAACAAAGCUUGGUAACAAAAUCGUUCAACGUGAAAGUUUAUAGGGAUCUUAUUAUAACUCUUCAUGCGUUUUCACAAAUAGAUAACUAGUAAAGUACACAAGUGACUAGUGAAAAACGUAAAAUAUAUUUUUCUAUCACUACGUGAUGGCUGAAAAUUAAACUCAUAAGAAAAUAUCACAAAUAUGAAUGUUCUUUUAUGCGAUGACAGUCACGAGCUCGGAGGGUAAGGGUUCACGUUGUUGACGUACUCCAUGCGGGAGCAUGUUUACACUUCGGAAGUACUAUAGCUUAGUAUCUUGCUUGUGUUUGAUUAGUCUGACAAGAUUUGAAAGCUUUUGUUGAAUCGUCUGAAUCGAACUGGGACAAUGUUCGACCAUAUGCAAAGCGGCAGACUCCGUGUAACGACUGCUUUUGAAGAACACCGGAUAUGGCUUUUGAAUUUACGUAUUUACAUUGUUCCUGCGGGUAAAACGGCAAGGACUUUAUUUGGUCGUCGUGUUUCUGCCAACACUCUAAGAAAUCGCUUGAACACAACCCGAUUAAAAGCCUGGCACCCUUACAAAGGGCCAAUAUUGACACAAUGUCAAUAACCGUCAUUACACACCAUCGAGGGGUAUACGCCAAUGAAACAUGGCUCUUUUCACAGAUGGAUUCAGAUUCUGCUUGGCAGACGGUGAUUGGAGUUUCUGGGGACGUCGGGGUGAGCGCUUUGUUAAUUGCUGUAACAUUGACCAAACCAAAAGUACCAAACUUGCUGUAUUGCCAGGGACUUUGAAUCGAGGAGACGAAAGAUUGAGACUGGUAGUUCUCCCAGUUAGCGCUGACCUUUUUUUUAUACAACAACGCGCCAAUGCAUACCAGUUGCGUCCCCAGAAUUAUUCUGCAGCAAAACAAUGUUCAUGUGUUGGAUUGGACAUCUAAAUCACUGGUCAUGUUGCAACUAGAGCCCUUUUGACGUGUUAGGAAGCGCAAAUUGCAGCAGCUGGCAGAUGAAAGUGUUGACAGAUAAUGGGACAUCAUCUCUGCUCUCCUUAUCCGCCGGUUUACAAAAUCAAAAGGAUAACGCUGCAAACGAUAGUCAUAUACGCGGUAUUAAAACGUGUGACUUCGGAAACUCAACUUGCCCUGCGGUAACGUCUAAUAACAUCAAUUGUUAAAUAGUGCAGGAUUUUUUUUCUUGUUUUAUGACAAUUUAAUAAUAAUAAUGUUCUUCUCGUCUUAAAA